AUGAUGCCCUUCAAGGACCGCAUGCAGAAACGCACUGGCAGCUCCGUUGGAAAUAUGGAUUCAACGGUAGCUAGAUGGCCAGCUGUAGGCAUGCGUCCCCACAACAUAAGCUUCCCCAUCGUGCUCGCGCAUGUAUACAAGCUGCUCAGCCCUCUUCCACCCAAGUUGAAGAGGAAGCGUGCAGUCUCAAACCUGCGGUCACGUUCAAUGGAUAAGGAUGGGGAGGCGAAGAGAAUCUCUGCACCUGAAGCAGUGAGUGAUGCUCAGGGCCCAUCUCCUCGCCCGUUGUUGACAGUCCCAGCCAAUAUCGGCAGACGAGGGCCUUUCCCUUCGGGCGUCCCAGACCCUCUGCGCUCCAACCCUCCGGUCCUUGUCCGGAAGCCGAAGAGGUCCAAGUCCCGCAAGAGACGUGGUACAGUUUUUACCAGAGAAGAAAAGAAGUUUCUAGAGAUGGCACUGCCCGCAAUAAUGGAGGAAGCAGACAUCGAACGCCUUAUCUACGAGUUGGAAGCACCGACCCAGGCAGGACUGUCUAAUAUUUCGGGGGUUUACGAACUUGAAGGAACGCCAAACCCAGACAGUCUGUCUAGCGGAUCGGUCUAUGAGCUUGAGGCGACGGUAAGUCAGGCAAACCUCAAUGAACUCGAAGCAUGCAGUGAGUGGGUUUACGAACUCGAGGGGACGGUGAGCCAGGACAGCUUGAGUGACAUCGGCAUGUCCAGUGGUUCUUUGUACGAACUUGAGGCGACGACAAGUGGGUCCGAUUCGAGUGAGAUCAGUCUACCCUCUGUCGUUUUCUCAGAUUUCGAACCUCUCAUCGAGUCUAACCGUCGGCUUGCAGAGGAGAAUCGGCACAUGAGCGUGUUUAUCCAGGAAAUCGUGACAAAGGAGAUCAUCAUUAAAGAAGAGCUAGCUCGCGCCACAAACGAGCGCAAGGCAUCGGAGGCGGCCUUGAACUUGCUCUGGAAUUUGGUAAAAGCGAAUUUCGAUGGGAGCGAAGACGUGGCUACGCCAGCACAGAUUACUCGGUUCUUAUCAACUAAGGAGUUCAUCGACAAGCCCCGCCAAAUAAGUGUAAAUAGCAACAAGAAGACUAUGAAUAGCAACAACAACAAGGUCAAGAGUAUCACUAACCAUAGCACAAGCCAGAGGCAGCAUAGGAGCAUACUGCUAAAAAGCGACUCGGAGGACGAAGCGAGCGACACAUCUUUGUUCGACGACAAGAAGCAGGUGGUAGAGGAUGUCAAGACGAUCGGAAUGGUGCAAAGUUCAGAGGGUUGA
Molecule: messenger RNA, 1281 nt
Organism: Diaporthe batatas
Lineage: Eukaryota; Fungi; Ascomycota; Sordariomycetes; Diaporthales; Diaporthaceae
Exons: 1
Coding region: 1-1281 (426 amino acids)
Source: RefSeq, a predicted model, not a curated record